Messenger RNA from Chironomus riparius, 7980 nucleotides. The record is from the annotation of a GenBank genome assembly. NCBI's taxonomy places the organism in Eukaryota, Metazoa, Arthropoda, Insecta, Diptera, Chironomidae.
UAUAAAAGUAGAGUUGAUUCCAUAAAGAUCAUCAUUCAUUUCCCAUCAUUACUGUAUAGUCAAUCAUACAAUAGAAUCGAAGUGAAGUGAUUAAGACGAGACAAGACGAGAUGAAAUAUUUCCUAAUAAUCAGCGCUGUGCUGGUUUUGGCACUCGCAAGUCAGCAGAGUGGUCAACAACAACGCCAACAGCAACAUCAAGCCCAACAAUCAUCCCGUCGUUGGUAUGGAGCAUGGAAUCAGGAUAAGGAAUACAUUUAUCGUGUUCGUAGUCGCACCCUUGCUGCCUUACCAGACAUGAAAGACCAAUAUGCUGGAAUCAUGAUGAAAGCUCGCCUCUCAGUUCGUCCACGUGAUCGCGACAAUGUCGUUAUGCAAUUGAGUGAUGCUCAAUAUGCUCAAAUCAACGAGGAAAUGCCUGAUGGUUGGGAUUCAGAUGCACCAAAGACAGCUCAAUGGAAACAAAUGCCAAUCAGCAAGAAGCAAUUCUAUGUUGAAUUAAAGAAUGGAGCAAUCCGUGGAUUGUAUUUCGAUAAGGAAGUCACAAAUGAUCAAGCUAAUAUGCUCAAAGGAAUUGUCUCACAAUUCCAAGUUGAUACACAAGCACAAAACUUGAUUAAAUGCAGACGUAAUCAAUUACCUAAUCAUGAGACACACACUGCUGCAUACAAGACUAUGGAACCAUCAGUUCAUGGCAAGUGCAAGACUAUGUAUGACAUCUCGCCAAUCCCAGACUAUCAAGUUGCUGCCAAUCAAGAAUGGGCACCAAUGCCAAGUCUCAAGAAAGAUGGACAAAGCUUCAUUGAAGUCGUCAAGACUACAAACUUGAGUAACUGUGAUGUUAAUCUUGGAUAUCAUUUUGGAAUCACCGCAUUGAGCUCACAACAUCCAGGAUCCAAUAAAAUGGGUGAAUGGUUCGCACGCUCUAAUGUUCAACGUACAAUCCUUUCAGGAUAUCUCUCAAACUAUACAAUCCAAUCCUCAGUUACCAUCAACAAAGUCGUUGUUAGCCCUGAAUUAUAUAACAGCAACAAAGCUAUGGUUGUAUCACGUGUCAAUGUCUCAUUGAUUGAAUUACGUGAUGAUAAGAAUGAAGUUCCAGCUAGAACUGAUGACAUGGUCCGUACAAGUUUAUAUUAUCAAUACAACAAUGUUGCAGCUGAUAAUAAUCAUGUUCAAAACUAUACAUCAGACUCAUCUUCAUCAUCAUCCUCCUCAUCAAGCUCAAGUUCAAGUAGCUCAAGCUCAUCAUCAAGCUCAAGCAGUAGCUCAAGUUCAUCAUCAAGUUCUGAUUCAAGCUCAUCAAGCUCAUCAUCAGAAAGUGACGAAAAGAAGCAUAACCAACCAAAGAAGCAACAAGGCAAGCAACAAAACACAUUGAAGCGUUCACGCCGUAAUGUACCAAACCAUCAACAUGAACAAAAGAAGCAACAACAAAAACAACUGAAAAAGGACCAGAAUAAGCAACAUAACCCAAAAAGCUCAUCAAGCUCAAGCAGCAGCAGCAGUGAUAGUUCAUCAAGCUCAAGCUCAAACUCAAGCAGUAGCUCAAGCUCAAGUAGCUCAUCAUCAAGCUCAAGCUCAUCAAGUUCAAGCUCAUCAAGCUCAAGCAGUGAAUCUGACUCAAGCUCUGACUGGGAUUCAUCCUCAAUGUCAGACUCAAGUGAAGAAUUCCAUGCUGAUCGUCCACAAGCCAACAAGCCAGUUCUCGCUCCAUUCACAGUUUUCUCAUUGUUCCAAGACAAGAUUAAUGCACCAAAGAAGGCACUUAAGCUUGCACAAGAAAUUGGUGAACAAUUACAAGAUCCAAAUACAAUGCCAGAACAACAGACAUUGAGAAAGUUCAAUACACUUGCUACCCUUGUCAGAAUCAUGACCCAAAAGGAAAUUGAAGAAGUUGGUAACCAACUUUAUGUUGAUGAGAAGCACUUACAACCAGCACAAUCAUCAAAGGACUCAAAGAAUUUGGCUAUCUGGAAGACAUACCGUGAUGCAGUCGCUGAAGCUGGUACACCAGCCUCAUUCGGUUGUAUUGUCAAUUGGAUUAAAAAGGACAAGAAAGUCAUGAGAACUGAAGCUGCAAACUUGAUCUUAAGACAAGUCAAGACCAUCCGUUACCCAACCAAGGAACUUAUGCAAGAAUUCUUUGACUUCGCUACAUGUGAUGAAGUCCAGAAACAAGGAUAUUUGUCAUCAGCAUCACUCCUUGCUCUCAGUGGAUUCUUAAGCUUUGCACAAGUCAAUAACCAAUCAGCUCACUCAUUCUAUCCAGUUCAUGCUUUUGGACGACUUGCUAAUAGAAAAUUCGAUAUUGUUCCAAGGAAAGUCAUUCCAUACCUUGAUGCUGAAAUGAAGAAAGCCUCAAAACAUGGAGACAGUCAACGUAUGUUGGUUCUUAUCCGUGCUAUGGGACAAUUAGGACAUCCAGCAAUUCUUGAAGUUUUCGAACCAUACUUAGAAGGAAAAGUACCAGUCACAGAAUUCCAACGUCUUGCAAUCAUCACAGCACUCAAUAAGCUUUCAAAUAAUCAUCCAAAACUUGCUCGUAUGAUCUUCUUCCGUGUCUAUCAAAAUGCUGCUGAACGUUAUGAAACACGUGUUGCUGCCAUCUUUGGACUUAUGAGAACUAACCCACCAGUUGAGAUGCUUCAACGUUUAGCUGAAAUGGCUAAUACUGAACCAUCAAAACAAGUUGCACAUGCUGUCCGUACAGCACUUGAAACUGCUGCUGAACUUGAUCAUCCAGAUAAUCGUGAACUUUCAGAAAAUGCUGAAGCUGCUCGUCAACUUCUCGAUGAUGAUGAAGACGAUGUUCCAGAAGGUGUUCAAAACUCACGUACACACAUCCAUGAUUGGAUUAUGGACGAGAUGAAUCUUGCUUAUACAGUUCAAGCCUCAAAGAUUGGAAGUGAAGACAGUUUGUUCCCAAAAGUUGCAUCAAUUCAAGUCACAAAAGAUAUGGGUGGAUAUAAGCACAGAUGGAAUGAAUAUCAUGCAAUGAUCUCAAGUGUUGAUCAAUUAAUUGAAAUGGUCAAGGAUCAAUUCAGCACAGGACAACGUAAGAAUAAAUGGAACAAGAAUCAACCACAAGAAAAUCAACCAAAGAAGUCAGGAUUUGAUCUUGAUGAAAUUGAAAAGCUUUUGGAUCUCCAAUCAGAACAACAAGAACAACUUGAAGGACAAAUCUUAAUGAAAGUCAAUAACUUGAAGAGAUUCUGGACAUUCAAUAAUGAAACUAUUGAUAAGAUCCCACAAUACCUUCAUAGAGUUGCCAAGAAAUUGGCUGAAGGACAUCAAUUUGAUUACAGCAAGAUCUAUAAUCAAGAAGUUGUUGAAAUUGGCUUCCCACUUGCAUCAGGUCUUCCAUUCUCAUUCGUCCAUAGAACACCAACUGUUGUUCGUUCAGGCGGAGAACUUCGUCUUACAACAAGUCCACAAGAAUAUAACUUUGAUGGCAAAGGAGCACCAACACAAGCUACAUUAUUUGGAACUUGGGAUUCACUCUUUGCUUCACAAAUUGAUGCUCAAGUUGGAUUCACAACUGUCUUUGACAAACAAAGAUAUUCAGCUGGUAUCCAAAAGAAACUUCAAGUUCGCUUGCCAGUCCGUAUGAACAUCAAUCUUGAUCUUGUCAAGUCACAAGUUACUGCUGAAUUCGAGAACAUGGAUACUAAGGAUGCUACCUUAUUACACAUGUCAUCAUGGCCAUACACUGAACGUCGUAGUGUUGAUGCUACAAUUGACUUUGAUGCUGAUCAUGACACAAAGAUUGUUUCAGUCGCAGAAGAAAAGAAGGUCCAUGCACGUAUUGGUGAACGAUCAACAGGCUUAGUCCUCGACAUCAACGCCAACUAUGAAAAAGACCCACUCUGCAGAAAGAAGCUUGCUGAACAUUAUAGAGCUGGAAACUGGGCUGGACUUGCAACAUACGUCACAGACCUCGAUAGCAGCGAACACUGGAAACUCGAAAUUCUCACCAACCAACAAGCCUCAAAAGCACAAAAGAUGAGAAUCCAAGUCCAACUUGAAAAGAAGGAAUCAUUUGAAGAUGAAGAAAUAGAUCCACAUCCAAAGAACACCCAAAAGACAAUGCCAUGGCAAAACCAGGACCUCCUUAAACUCCGUCAAGAACUUAACAAGCUCGGCGGUGCAUGGAACAACGCAGAAAUCACCGGAGCUCAAGUUCAAGUUAAAUUUGUCGAUGCUAGCGGAAGCAGCAAGACUAAAUUUGUCUCAAACUUUGUUGCUGGAACCAGCAAGGCUACUCAUGACUGGCGUCUUAUUGUCAACUCCAAUGUUGAUGCUAUCAAGUACAACAAAGAAGUCAACUUCCGUGUCCUCAUGCAAGCACCAAAUGUUCCAGAAAUGAGCCUCGAUGAUGCUUUGAAGGGACAAGAUGAAGGCAAGAUGAGAAUUGAAUUCGAGUUCGGAAACACUGACGAGCCAAAGAAGGCUAAGGUUACAAUCAAGGGCAAGGCUAUUCAAACAGAAGAACGCAGACAAGAAGUUGCACAAUCAGAAGAUGCUCUCGAAUGCAGAAAGCAAAUGAAGGUUGGAAACUGGCUCCAAGAAGAAUGCAGAAAUGCCAUCUAUCAAGCCUCAAUCUAUGACAGAUAUACUCAUGAAAUUGAAUACGAGAACUUCUCAUCCAGACAAAAGGAAUGGGCUAACAAGAUCGCUAAACACUCACGUGGACAUCUCUACCGAGUUCUUUCAGGAUAUGAAAUCUCAUCAACAGCAGGAAACAGUGCCAACAAGAAGGUAUACCUUGAUUUCCAAAAUGGACCUAGAUUCGAAACCCUCAACCUUACAGUCAAGGGACCACACUUCGAAAAAGUCUAUGCUGAUAUUGAACUUCCAUCAUGCUUCCGUAAAUAUCUUGGACUUCAUCCAGAAGAUGCAUGCCCCUACAAGAGAAUGGUCGGAGAAGCUACAAAUGAUGCUGAUGAACCAACCUGCGUCAUUGACCAAAGCUCAAUCGUAACAUUCGACAAUGUCCAAUUUGACUAUGAAGUUCCACAAUGCUGGCAUGUAGCUAUGAUCUCAAAUCCAAAAGAAGAAUUCAAUGCAACCAACAGCAUGGAAACCACAGAUGAAGGUCGCAGUGAUAGAAUCGCAGUACUCACCCGUCAAAUGCCACAUGCUGAUCGUGAUCGCAAAGAAUUCGCAAUCAUCAUCGGACAAGAACAUGGAGAAGAUCAAAUCAUCAGAGUUGAAGGAUCAGGAAAUGGAGCUAAAUUGUUCUUAAACGAACAAGAACAACAUUUGGAAACCGACCGUGCCUUGGAACAUCAUGGACAAGAUGGUCAAGAUACUCCACUCAUCCGUGCCUAUAAACUUAAAAAUGGAGAAAUCCGUAUUGAAGUACGUGAUGGAGAACUCGAAUUGACUACUGAUGGACGUCGUGCAAUUAUUACAUCAAAGACCAACAAACACCGUGAUGACAUCAAUGGACUUUGCGGAACCAACAAUGGAAAUGUUAUGGAUGAAUUCAGAGCACCAGACCAGAAAGUCUAUGGAAGUUCUGACUAUUUUGCUGCCUCAUGGGCUAUCGUUGACGACUCAUGCUCAGCAGAUGCCAAGAGUGCACACAGCAAGGCAUUGAAGGCACCACGUUAUGAAGUUGAGUACAUCUUCGGAAAUAUCAUUGGAGACCGUGAAACUAGCCGCAAGGCACCAAAACACAGUCCAAAAUGGUCAGGAAGCUCAAGCUCAUCAUCAUCAAGCAGCUCAAGCUCAAGCUCAUCAUCAUCAUCAUCAAGCAGCUCAAGUUCAUCAAGCUCAAGCUCAAGCUCAUCAAGCAGCAGCAGCUCCUCAGAAUCAAUGGAAAAUGGACAUCCACGUCCAAAUGAAAUCUUGCCAAUCCAACGCGUCCAUAAAGUUGAACGUGACAACGAGAUCUGCUUCACAAAGAGGAAGAUCCCAACAUGCCCAAAGAAGUACAAGUCAGCAGAUACAGACAACAAGUUCUUUGAUGUCCAUUGCAUGAGCAAACAUGAAGCUAAGGAACAUGUCCGUGAACACAAGAAAGGAAAUGAUCCAGACUUCAAGAAUCACCAAACACACAAGACAAUCAAGUUGGAACAUCCAACAAAAUGUGUCAGACGCCAAAAUAAGCAAAAGAUUCAAAAAGCAAAGAACCAACAAAUGUAAAUUGAUGACUUAAUGCUGACCCUCGACUGACUUUAUGGCUGACUUAAUGAAAAAAACUUUUUCGGAUCUUCAGAAAUUCUCAAAAAAAAAAAAUAAAAUUUAUUCAGGUUCUUAAGCUUCCAAGUGAAGUUUGAGAGACAUUUAGGGACAAAAAUAUUUUGAGGAAGUGACGAAGAUGAAAAAGUUUAAAUCGACGAAAAAAAUAGUUUGUAGACACAACGAGCAUCCCAAAAAAUGUUACAAUUGAAUUUGUACGACCAAAAAAAAAAAAAAUUACGAAUCAAAAAUUGUUGAAUAAAAUUUUUUUAUAUUUUUGUAAAAACAUUUAAUUUAUUUUUGUGCAGCACCUACAAAGCUUUUAAUCAUUUAAUCAUCUCUAACAGUUACAUUAUUUUCAUUUGAAUUCUCAUCAGAUGCAUCGUUUGUUUCUGUUUUUAUAGUUAUUGGUUUUGGUUUUCGCGAACUUGUUGCAAGUGUUAACUCCAAAAUUUUCGAAUCUAUCCAUUCAAUGAAGCACGCUACUUUAGUAAAUGCAGCUAAAUUUUGAAGAGGUCAAAUAAAUUCAUUAAAACACAAACUUUUAAAAUGUAAAUUGAACAACCUGGAAAAUUUUGUUCAUAACACCGCUUAGCCCCAAAAGAUAAAAGACCUUCAAGAAUAGUUUUUCCAUCCUGUGUAGUUUUAGUUACAGCACUUCCUUAAAAAUUGUACGAGAUGUAAUAUAAUGUGAUGCAGUAAAACUUUGUGAUUUUACCUGAAUCUCCAACACUGAAAAACAUUUUAAGUUUAAAUAGUUUUUAAUUAAUUUUGGGGAACUCAACAUGAUGGAAAAAUGUUUUGAUAAAAUAAUGAGCAUACAAAUGCAUAGUUUUCCCCUAACUUACCAUGUAACAGUCUGACUAAGCCCACAAAACUAAGUUUUUAAAAAAAAUAAAGAAAAAAAUAAAAAUUAAUUUCGAUUUUUUUUAAGCGCAUUAUAUUUGGCAAGUUCCUAUACAGUGAAGUAAAACAAAGUGUAGAAGAAUUUCAGUUAAAAUAAAGGGAUUCUUCACCCAAAUCCCUGCCCUGGCUAUGCACUUGGUUCUUGUUCUUUGACAUUUGAAGUCUAAAUCGCUGUUCACAAUUGAUUGAUUGCACAAGGAUGCAGCUGAGUGGUGAAAAAAAUCCUUAAAUCCUCUCAUCCUACUCUUGCUCUGCCCCAGACCAACCCUUUGAAUCAGAGUCAAGAGACUCUGAGGCAGGCGCGUAACCAGGUUUAAGAGAGUGAUUUGUUACUUAUUCACUUCGCUGGUCGUAUCGAUCAAUUAUGAUCUAUGACCUCCCUUAGAAAAAAAAUCUUUACCUAUUUAGAUCAAUUGUGAUCCAGAGGUGCGCUAGGGCGUUUCGCAGCUAAUGAGAGUUUAAAAAGUGAGGAUGCGCCAAACCACUGCACUCAAACUUAGACCUACAAUUUGUAGUGAGAUCCGAACUACUCCUUUGCUGACAUUUCUGCCUGUAGCCUAUAAAAGAAGGCUGUGAGCCUCAUUUCCAGUACAUAUGAUUCGAAAAAGGACCAGUCCUCCCUUAGUCGUCCCCUAAAACUAGCUCUAUUGCUGGCAACACUGUCUCUAUCAACAGCCUCUCUCCAUGAGUUCUUUGGACUUCAAAGUUUUUAAUACUUUCACUUACAAUCUUACUAUUCACUCGACUCUUUUCAAUUCCUCGAAAAAAAUUUUCACAUUUUUGAUUUUCGAUAAUUUUCAUAUUGAUUUUCUUCUUCUUGUCCGUAAAUGAUGUGACCCCAUUUAUGAAAAUUUUACCUAUUUGGAUAUGAAAAAAAAAUAAUUAA